GUUUUGUUUUUUUUUUUGUUUUUGUUUUUUUUUUUUUUUUUUUUAAUGUGAAAAAUGAAGAUAAAAUAAAAUAAAGAAAGUGGGGAUAGUGGGAUCAGACUGAUUGAUUAAACAAUUUGGGAAAGAUGGGUUGUAUGAAAAGAUGGGAACAAGCCCAUGUGGGUUAGGGAAUGGCGGUGGAGAUUUUCACACAGCCAAGUCUCAGCUCAGUGGUGGUGAUAAGAUUUUUCAAAAAGGCGUGUGAGUGUGAGAGAGAGAGAGAGAAAUUUGUGCAGACAUAUUCUUCUAAGGAUCUUGAAGGAAUACUUGUCAAAAAAGUCGAGGAAUGCCCACAGACAAACUAUAAUCAGGACAGUGUAUUGGAGUUGGUGGAAGAAUCUGCAAAUCACGUUUUUGAUGUUGAAGGAAAUGAAAGUAAAGAUGUUUUACCAAACUGGUGGGGCUAUAAAUCUGGGUUUGUGUCAGGAGGUUAUCUUGGAGCCGAAUCCAGGAGAAAGAAAUCCCUCCCAACUGAAAAUGGUCAAAAUUCUUGGAACAGGGUUGCUUUUCACGAAGAAGAUCAAGAAAAUCUUUACAAACUCGUCCAAGAUAAAGAUGGAAAAGUAUUACAUUGGUGAAAUAGAUACAUCAACCAUCUUGGGCUUGGCAUUGGUUGUUCGGAGUUGUUGUGAAGCCUUGAAAGCUGGCAUACAGUUGCAGGGAUGAGGCCAGUACAUCCAGCUGCUUCAAGCUCCUCAUGCGUUCGACGGUAGAAGGCAGUGAACCCUGGAGGUGGUUGAAGCUAACAUCAAAUUGGUGUGAGAGAGGUCUUGCGAGUUGAUGGAGGUCUCAAAUGGUUGAGAUCCGGCGGGCGGUCAAGGCAAGGUUGCCGCCCGCCGGAAGGCGGAGAACACCGAGAACAUCAAGAUCUUUAACCUUGCUCUGAUACCAUGUAGAAAUUUAAUGUAUAAAGAGAAAUGAUUGUAUUAUUGAUUGUUGUAUGUUGUGAUGUAUUGUAUGUACAUUAUAUAGGAGAUGGAGAUGUG
Messenger RNA from Camellia sinensis, 1025 nucleotides. Lineage: Eukaryota; Viridiplantae; Streptophyta; Magnoliopsida; Ericales; Theaceae. The record is from RefSeq and is a predicted model, not a curated record.